UGAAAUGGAUGGAUGGCGCGCGCGUAUGUGUGUGUGUGUGUGUGUGUGUGUGUGUGUGUGAGUGAGGAGGGUAAUUUAAGGUUCAGCUUAGUGUGGAGGAGAGUGGGAGUCUAUUUAAAGGAUGCCGCCUCCCUUCUCAUGAAUGAUUCAACAGCGCUAUGCCCCUCCCCCAUGUCAUCGAGAUCAGCUGGAGGAAGAAUCGACUCGGCCAAUGGGAUUAUGCUGCCGGAUUGAGUGUGUAUGUGUGUGUGUGUGUGUGUACACAGCUGAGAGCGAGCCUGGACAAGCAGCAGCAGCAGCAGCAGCUCAGCUUCUGUGUUUGCUGAAAAUGUAGGGCAGCCGUCUCACUUUCUCCUUUUUCGCUGUCUGUCUUUUGUUCUUUUGGCCGUGCUGCCAUAUCUGCAGUCGCCACGGUGACAGCUGCCAUCAUCGCCGCGAGCGCCACUUCCGUAUUUACCGAGGCUUUCCUCCUCUCUGCGUGGAUUUGCAUAGGGGGUCAUGUAACCCCCCACCCCCCCACCCCCCCUGUACCAAACUCCCCCUGAGGAACCAUUGUCUGCAUCAGUGUGAAAGAGAAAGGUGCGCCUCAGGAUCCAGUCAUGAAUUCCUGUUGGAAAAUUAAAAUUCAGAAUGAAAAACCUCUGGGUCAUUCGGCGAGCAGAUCCAGCAAUAUAUCGAAGUGAGCGGUGGUGGUGUUGCUGCUUGCAGGCUGGCAGCCCGACCUCAGUCAACGCCCCCGGCAGCUUCUCAAGAACGUCGGUUUCUCCCUCCAGCCAAGACAUCUGCAGUGCAGAUGAGGAGCGUCAGAAGCAGACGGCGGUGGUUCUCUUGGCUCCUAACGGCAAAAGCGCUGAAGGUCGCGGCGGUGUCACGGUGACCACCGUCUGCACGGACUCGCCGCCCUCGUCCAAGCAGCGGGACUGGCUCUCUCUGCUGCGGCCCCCCUUGGGCGGCCCGCGCCCCCACGGCCCGCUCCGUUUCUCUGUAUCGCUCAACGACGUGGGCCAACGUGUGGACGGCCUCUAUCGCGGCCUGCACUUUAUCGACCGCACCUGCUCCGAAGGGGAGCUGGAGACCGAGGCCGGGGAUGACGCCCGGUCUCCGUGCUCCGUACCGAGGGCGGCGGACGCCGGAAUGAACGGCGGUCCCAACCCGAGUCGGGUCUUCCUGCCGCGCCCCCACCUCGUCCCUUCUUUCACCAACAGCUACAAGUACACGCUGGACCCUUCUGAUGCCCCCCUUCCCGUCCCUCCUCCACCUCCUCCUACUCUUGAUCACCCGCACUGCUCCCCCAGUGCCAACUUCCUCCGCCUUCUCCUCCCCUUCUCCCGAUCCUCAACCUCGUCGAGCCUGCCCAAGUCCUCCAGCGCCAUCAUGGAAGGCAGCGAGUUGGAGUUUGCCCCCGAGGAGAUGGCGAAGGCCGUUAAUAUGGCGCCGCUUUGCUACAUGGACGAGGACAGCGACCUGGACCGCUGCCCGUCCCCUACGUCGGAGAAAACGGAACCGCUGUCGCCCUUUUCGCUGUCUGCCGACUGCUGCAGGAUCUGUCACUGUGAAGGCGACGACGAGAGUCCGCUGAUCACGCCGUGCCACUGCACGGGCAGCCUGCGCUUCGUGCACCAGUCGUGUCUGCAGCAGUGGAUCAAGAGCUCGGACACGCGCUGCUGCGAGCUCUGCAAGUACGAGUUCAUCAUGGAGACCAAGCUUAAGCCUCUGCGCAAGUGGGAGAAGCUUCAGAUGACGGCGAGCGAACGGAGGAAGAUUAUGUGCUCAGUCACCUUCCACGUCAUCGCCAUCACGUGUGUGGUGUGGUCGCUGUACGUGCUCAUCGACAGGACGGCGGACGAAAUCAAACAAGCCCGGAGUAUUCCAGGCAUCAUGGAGUGGCCCUUCUGGACCAAGCUGGUGGUGGUGGCCAUCGGUUUCACAGGCGGCCUGGUCUUCAUGUACGUGCAGUGCAAGGUCUACGUCCACCUGUGGAGGAGACUCAAAGCCUACAACCGCGUCAUCUACGUGCAGAACCGGCCGGACUCGUGCAAAAAACUGGCUCUAGAGAAGCCGCCGCUCCUCGAGCCCAGCGUGGAACACAAGGACACGCUGGCCCCCGCCCACUCCGACACAAACUCCUCGCACUAUACGGAGACGGACGACUACAGUAUGGAGGUGCUCCAUGUGUGACACGCACUGGGUGGCUAGCAGUAGUUAUCGCGUGGGGAGCUCCUCCGAUCAUCUCAGAAUGAUCCACGGGGGUGGGGGGGGGGGGGGGGGGGAACGGCAGAGCCGAGUUGUUGCCUCUUUGCUGUCACGAUGCUGGUUUUAGGGACUUUAGGAAGGACGCACAUGCAUACACACACAGUCUACUAGAGGGACAGGAGAUUAUCUGAACAUUUUCAGUGAAAAUGUCAGCACACAGUCAAGUUUGUUGCCACACCAAGAUAGAAAGACAAGAACACACACACCACGUCUGGUAGAGUAAAAGGAGCUCAAUCUUGAAAAAAAAAUAAAAAAUAAAAUAAAAAAUGUCCACACACUAAAGUCACGUUUGGUGGCACACAAAUAUAGAACGACAAGAAAACCAACACACACACAAUCCAACAUAGUGAAAGACAUAGGGAAAGUAAUUUAUUGUGCCAAAAUGUCAUCCACACAGUCAAGUUUGAUGCCGCACGCAGAUAGAAGAACAAACAAAAAAUGUUUUGCCCAAAAUGUCCCCAUAAAAGGAAAAUGUCAAGUUUGGUACCGCAUAUGAAGACAAUAACACCCACGUAAUAGUGUGAAAGGAGAUCAUCAAAGCAAUGUUCUCCCAAAAUCUCCCCUCAAAGAAAAAAAAUUGCUCAAAUUUGGUGUCACAUGAAGAUAUAAAAACACGCAAACACAUUGUCUACUAAUAACAAAGGAGCUGAUUCAUGCAAUUUUCAGCCAAAGGGUCACCACGAUGUCACGUUUGGUGCCACAUGAAAAUAGCAAGAUAACAUGCAGUCCACACUCAAAGCUGGAAAAACCAGACCACACAUACCCAGUCUUAAGAACAUGAAAGGAGCUCGUUCAUGCAACGUUUGGACACAACGUCCCCUCCAUAAUGUCAACUUGGUGCCACUGCGCUAAGAUGGAAAACCAAGAGGACGGUUGAUUUUUGUUUUGUUUUGACCUCUGCGAGUCGCAGGCCAAUCCAACACGUAGACGUACGUGCAUUGAAGCACUUUUUUGUUUCUUCUUCUGUCGUCUUGCGCGGGAAGGAGCACGUGGACGUCUUCGUCUGUCUGUCCCCCCCCCCCCCCCCCACCCCCUCCAGACGACACAAAAAGCUUAAAACUGAGGAACACUUGCCUUUUAACGAGGAUGUGAAAAAAAAUCCAUGUUUCCCCAAACUUUCUGAAGAGAAUGUACGCUUUUUUGUAAACACAAAACCUAAAAAAACAACAACAUUUUUUUAGAUAUUUUCUAUGUCUUCGAGCUCACCGUUACAACUUUGUAUGUUUUAAUUGAGGAGUGUGCGUGUGUGUUUAAUUAAUGAAGGCAAUCAUUACGUGUGCGUCGUGUACUAUCCGCUGGCUGCUUUUACCCCAUUUGGCUAUGUUUACCUGUACGUGAUUGGCCAUGUUGUUUUUCCCACUGGCAUAGUCUUGUGUAAGAUUAGCCAAAAGCUGUAAAAAUAGCCUCAGGAAAAUACAUUUGUGCAGUCAUGUAAAAAUGUUGCCAUAUUCCAGUACUGUAAAAUCCCCUGGAGAAAUCCACCGCUGCUACGUCUGCUGUCCACAUGCCACCCAAACAACAAAACAUCAAGUUGCUAUUUAAAAGAUAGCCUGCUUUAGCGGUUUUGUGAUAGGGUGUCUAAAAUUCAUUCCGCAGUUUAAAAUUUACAUUAAGGCAGGCAGGCAAAAUUACAAUUUUGAAUAAAAAAGUGCUUACAUUUCACAAGAAAGUUCAUAAUAUCGGGUCUGUUACAACAUGUUAAAUGUCGGCAAAAUAUUGCAUAGUAAUAAUACAAUGUUGUCUUGACUUUACCGAGAAAAUUAAAUACUUCCCUCAAAUAAAUGCCCCUCCGUCACUCAUCCGAGCUGCGUCGCACGCUGUAGCGCCCUCAGGUGGCGGGAGGCUGGCCUUGCAGAAAGGCAGGACUCUUUAGUUUUUUUGUGUGUGUUAAUGUCGACCUUCAUAACCAUUUUACACACACACACACAAACUCGAGGCAAUUUUUUAAAGGCUCUUUUUAAUACAAGUCACUGCCUGGGAAGAGCAAUGAUCCAACAACAUACUUGGUAAUAGUGACUGCUCGGCAGCAAUAAAUGAAACCAAUGCUUUGUUUGUUUGUUGCAUUUAGUGUAUUUACGUCAACGUCUCAUGGUGGCUUCAUUUUAAUAAUAAACAAGAGGAAGGAUUUUUUGGUUCUGUUGGAGGAAGAUUGACUUUUUUGGAAGCACGGUGCAAUGAUAUGAUUUAAAAAUGAGGGAGGGAGGAAAAGUGCAAUUACCUUUUAUGUUGUUGAUCUCUUCCAUAGUCGCUUGCUUGUUUUUCUCUUUCACUGGGUAUAAAAGGAUCUUUUUGUUUGUCUUGUAUUUAUUUUUCGAGAUUUGUGCAUAUUAAUCUCAACCCCCCCCCCCUUUUUCAAAGUCAUUUUAUGAAAUCGACAUUCCCCAUCCCCCUCUGCCAUGUUUUUCAUUAACAUUCUUUAAAGAAUUGUUGAUUCAAAUGUGUUUUAACAUGCUGUAUCUGAUUCUUUAAUGUAUAGUCAGGCUUAAGGUGGAUGCUAGGCUGUAGAAUGUUUUUUUUUUUUUUUUUUAAAUGGGAGCUGGCUCCUCGCAUUAAGUCUUGAGACACGGGCUUUAGAUGUAAACAUUCCUUUUUAACUAUCCACUUUCGUGAGACAUGGCACAUAAAGAUGAAAGACGUGUUUUUACAUGUACUUUGCUGCUUCGACUCGUCACGUCGGCAAGGGAGGGAGGGUGAAAUGUAAUGUGCAUAAAGCGGCAUUUGUUUACUACUGACUGGACUUGAAGAUCUAUGAUGACUGUUGGCCCUUUCUAUGAUAUCAUUCCACAAGUUUGUCUGUGAACUUGACUUUGGAAUAAUAGUGUAGUGAAAAAAAGUCCCGUUUUUAAACUAAAACUCUUGUGUUUUCUGUUCCCCAUGUUUGAACAAAAACUGUGUAGAAUUUAAAAUGAACAACCAAAUAAAAAUGGAAAUGCUUUUAA
This is a messenger RNA of Phyllopteryx taeniolatus (common seadragon), 5192 nucleotides long. RefSeq names its product membrane-associated ring finger (C3HC4) 8 (gene marchf8). Lineage: Eukaryota; Metazoa; Chordata; Actinopteri; Syngnathiformes; Syngnathidae. The transcript is spliced from 8 exons. The record is from RefSeq and is a predicted model, not a curated record. Gene Ontology annotation, molecular function: MHC protein binding; ubiquitin protein ligase activity; zinc ion binding. Gene Ontology annotation, cellular component: cytoplasm; early endosome membrane; late endosome membrane. The coding region runs from base 631 to 2178 and encodes 515 amino acids. Gene Ontology annotation, biological process: antigen processing and presentation of peptide antigen via MHC class II; immune response; protein polyubiquitination.